UGGGGACGAUGAGCCGAGUGGGAAUUUCCCUCGUCCAAGCUUGUGGGAGGAUGUGUAGCUCUUAUUAGGUUGGUUGCGAGAAACGACUCAAACUAACAUCAGAGAUAGGGACUAUGGAUUUACCAGUAAUUGUUAAAAUUGAACCAGCGCGGGUUAGCAGCAACUCGAUUUGCCUAGUCCCUCGGACUCUAUCUUCAACCUUAAACCAUCGUCCGAAAUAACAUUCGCCGAGAACGAUAGGGUAGGCAACGCGACCUUAAAUAUAUCGAUCGAUAACCUUUUCUCCGAUGUGAUGGUAGAAUAGAUGAACUCUAUGUGUGCCGUGUCGAAAUGGCACACGCCAUAUUCUUCCACUUAGCGCACCCCGUGGGCGGUCCCUGACAUUUCCUUCCUCUCUCCUCUCCGUUUCUCCUCCCGGGUUGCCCUUCCUAAUUUCGAGGUCAUUUAUGUAAUAAUCUACUAAGCGACAAGCGAUCGGGUAGCAUAUACGAUAUGGCCUCACUCCUAUUUUAUCGGAAUGAGGUUCCAUCGUCAACGACACCGCCACCCCUAGCCGGUACCGUCAUCGGUGUGAUAUUGUUUACCAGCGCCAUCUCUAUCCUAUCGUGGUUCCUCACACAGAGGUCCCUUGCCGUGAAGACUUGGUGGCAUCUCCCGUCCGUCGCGUGGUUGGUUUUUACCCUCUAUGUUGAUUCGUGGACGUUCGUGUUCGCGACGGGUAUCAUCAACUAUGGCAUAGGCAUCGACAUGAAUGAGGGCGUCUGCUCAGCUGCCAUCCUCUCCUAUCUCUUCUGCUAUAUGUCCACCAAAGUUUUGAUAUACAUAUUUCUUAUUGAAAAAGAGUUCAUCAUCCGAGGUGGUCCUAAAAGGAGACUUGAAUCCAAACUGUAUCUUUUCAACUCGUUCGGAGUACUAACCGUGCAUGGAAUAAUUUCCAUCUUAAAUUUCGUCUAUCGUUCUGCGCGCCUGGAAGACGGACGGUGUAUCAUCGGAAUAGGGAGGCAAGGUCUCAUUCCUCUCAUAACUCUUGAUAUUGUGGUAAUUGUCUACCUCACGAUCCUAUUCCUAAACCCCUUACGAGGUGUAAACGGGUUUCAAAACAUAUCCAACGCCCCAUCCAGCCCUAGACUACGUAAUGUAGCUAUGCGGACUUUCAUCGGUGCUCUAUGCACGACUACUUCGACCGUAAUAAAUCUUAUAGUCCUCAUGGUCCUCGACGGCGAGCCGGGAUGGGUAUUCCUCACUUGUUGCAAUGCAGAUAUCCUCUUCUCCGCCCUCGUAAUCCAAUGGACCACGCGCCACGACCCCUGGAACACGAACGCCAACACCUCACCAUCCUUCAGCUCCCACGACAAGCACACCUCAUACCGCCCGCCCGCACCUCCAGCACCAACUCCCCUUCCCCGCCGCAACACCAAAAAACUCGCGAUAUCGCUCCCCUUAAAAACAACCAGCACCUCUCAAUACGAGCACAUCUUCGGGGACCCCGACCCACCAGACGCGCCCUCAACCAGCGCAACCAGCCACAAGCACGAGUCCACAUCCCUCGACGAGCCCACAGACUCCACAAUCCUAACCCCGAUCCCGAAACCGAUCCCGGUAGAAAUCAACCUCGGCAGAAAGACGCCCUCGAACCCCCCAAGCCCAACCCCAAGCCGAAACCCAAGCCGAAACCCAAGUCGCACCACCAGCCGAAACCGCAGCCAAAGCCGCAAACCCAGCAAAGACAAAGACAAAGCUCCAGACCGGUCCUGGCUAAGCACCCUAACCCGGACACACACGCACACGCAAGCACAAAUAACCGACCUCGACCUCGUCCCGGCACCCCUCUCCCCAACCAAACCAAUCUCGCCCCCACCCCCAGCAACCCCUUCCUCCGUCUCCGCAGCCGUAGCCGCGGACCUCGAGCGAAUCCGACGAUACCGGGACCGACGAGCGCCGACCUCCCCUCCCCCACCCGCAGUCCCGGCGUUAACAUUCGCUUCGCCCAGCUCACCUACAUCUCCGCCGCCGCCGCCGCUCCCGCGCACGCCCACAUCGCCGGGGACGACGACGAGGAUAUCGCGAACCGUAUCGCGGACACGGGGGCCGGGAUCGGUGUCGCGGUACCGGAUUAGCGAGUUAGCGUUUGAAGGGGACGAGGAGGAACUGCCGUGGCACAAUUUAGUGGUGAUGGAGGAUGGGGACGGGGCCGAUUCGGGGGGUUGGAUUUGAUGUUUUUAUCGGGGUUGAUUGUUUUUGAUUAAGCUCAGUAUAUAGGUAUUGUCAGUAAAGGAAUAGUGAAAGAGGAGUAAGGGAAAUAGAAUGGGUCGGAAUAAGAAUUAAAUGUACCUGCUUGUGGUAAUGUUUAAUGAUGAGCAUAUCGUUUGUGUUGAAUUGGAAAAGUGUCUGGAAAAUACUAGUUUUAGGUCUAUGAUGUACUCCUUAUCAUUUACCGCUUCAUGUAUCGGAUACUUCAUAUGGAUACAGGACACAUCGUGAUCAUUUCACAUUGCUUGAUGACUUAAAAGGUUAAUCACUUAGUUUGAC
Molecule: messenger RNA, 2529 nt
Organism: Annulohypoxylon maeteangense
Lineage: Eukaryota; Fungi; Ascomycota; Sordariomycetes; Xylariales; Hypoxylaceae
Exons: 12
Coding region: 493-2214 (573 amino acids)
Source: RefSeq, a predicted model, not a curated record